Micropterus dolomieu (smallmouth bass) is the source of this 3154-nucleotide messenger RNA. It is a transcript of the gene lrrc75ba, whose product is annotated as leucine rich repeat containing 75Ba. NCBI's taxonomy places the organism in Eukaryota, Metazoa, Chordata, Actinopteri, Centrarchiformes, Centrarchidae. The coding region runs from base 274 to 1404 and encodes 376 amino acids. The transcript is spliced from 4 exons. The record is from RefSeq and is a predicted model, not a curated record.
AAUCAGGCGCACGUAGCUCGCGGUGGGGGGAGAAAUAAAACAGACAGACCCGCGACGGGUGCAUGAGAUAAUUGGUAAUAAAUCAGACUGUGAUAUCGUGUGGUUCUGCACCGGAUCCAGGGAGCAACGCAGCGCCAGACAGCACGGCGCUGUUCUCUAUACCAUCCACUGAGGAGCAUCUGCUGGCAGAAAAACAGGGGCUGAUCAUGAGCUGGUCCUUUUGUGUCUGAGCUGCAAUACAAACUGCGCCUGCAUCUGUGGGAAAAUAACACAAUGGGUUCCAGACUGAGCAGGCAGAGCAGCCUGGACAAUGAGAAUUUCUCCAAAAAGCGACGCAAGCUUCUAGAUAGCACCGGAGAGAACGACAGGGGCAGCCGGGGCGGCGGGGACUUUCUGUUUGCACUGAUGCUGAAGUCAGACAAACUGCCUGGGAUGCUGCGUAGGACCAACCACAGCCCGUACAUGAGGCGAGUGGCGUGGAUCAAAGAGAUACAGAAGCUGCUCCGUGACCGCAGGAUAGAGCAGGCAACCGACGUGCUCAAAUUACUGAGGAAGGAUCUUGGUUUGGAGGGCUCCUCGCUCAACGACAUCUUAUACAAAAACGCUGCCUUCCUCAACCUGGUGGACCCGAUCUCACACGAGCUGCUGCUCAGCUUGGCUCGAGAGAUGCAGUGUCCCAAGAAGGAUGCAGACACCAUAAAGUCUUCUGAUAAGAUUUGCAGACAGCUGAUCUACCACCUGACCCCGCACUCAAAGUGGCUGAGGCAGAGCAUGUCCAGACGGAAAUCCCAGGCCUGUCUCAAGACAACCCUACAGAAAAAGCUUUCCAGUGACUCAGUUGAUCUAUCUGGCAUCCCCCUGUCCACACGUGAUGUCCGCCAAGUCGCCUUCUACCUCCAAACCAACAGAGACAGCAUAAUGGCCGUGGACAUCAGCUUCACCGAACUCCAGGACGAGAACCUGAAGCUUCUCCUGCCUCUUCUCGCCUCGCUGCCCAAACUCAGCACCCUGGCUCUCAACGGUAACCGCCUCACCCUGGCUAUACUCAAAGACCUCAUGGAGAUGCUCAAAGACCCCAAGAUGUUCUCCAGCCUGGCCUGGAUCGACCUGGGCAACAAUGUGGACAUUUUUACUAUGCCUCAGCCGCUGCUAGUCGCGUUGCGUCGGCGCUGUAGCCUGAAGAGCAGUUUACCAACUAUCUACGAGUACACAGAGGGUCAACCCUACUGCUACCACCUGGAGACUUCUAUUGAGGAGCCCAGCCACUACGAGGAGGAAGAGGAGGACGAGGACGAGGCGGAGGAUGACGAGGAUGACAUGGGGAACAAGUUCGAGCUGGAGCCGUGGGCUUUAGGGGAGAAGCAGCUCUCCAAAAACUUCACCCUCCACUACUGUGAGAGGUGAUGGGGUAUUUCCUCUCUUAGGCUCUUUCAACUGUGGUUGAAAUGUCGUCCCACAGUGUUCUGUUAACGUCCUUCGCCCUUUCGCCCUCACACCACGAGCCCAGUCACCCUCCGAGGCACGAGGGAGAUCUGUGCCCACAUUGUGAACUUCCCGUCCCGACACGGCUACCAAGCUAUUCCUAACCAUCUCUGAGUUAACCCACACAAGAUGACAGUGGAGUGACGGUCACGACGGCAGACUUACUGUGUUGGUGGAUGGUGCUCUUGGGAACAAGGUGCGGUUUCAUUGGAGGGGGGCUGGAAGAGUUAAUGAACCGGUGCUCUCUCUCUCUCUCUCUUUCUCUCUCUCUGUCUCUCUUGCUCUCUCUCUUUCCCUCCACCUCUCUAUUUCUCUCUUUCUCUCUCUCUGAUGGUGGCAGCCGAAGAGCCAGUCCCAAGGAGAUUUAGAUCAGUUGGUUAGAUGGAGGAGCAGCAUCCCGGCGGUAGCUGAAGUGGAACUCGAGUUAGUUUGGAAACAGAGGGUCCCUCUGGGUUCUCUACCAGGACUGAGACUAUCUCUGGCAGGCAGGGCCUAGCUCCACAUUGUGUGUUCUCUGUUAAUCUCUCAACAAAAGCUAUGACACAAGUUCAACAGACUAUACAGCGAUGACCCGUCACGUGACGCCGGCAAAACUGCUAGGUCAAGACUUUUUGCGUUUUCCCCCCCUUUCCAAAUGUCCACUUGUGAAUACCCACGCAGCCCUUGUGUAGAUGUAAAUGUGGACACAAAACAUGGCUCUGUUGUGUUUCCACGGGCUAUUUCUGUGCACUUUUGGUGAACAAAGCAAUCUUAGAAGACAACAGGUAGGACUUAACAAUGGAUAGCUGUCACUGAUUGUUUUUGUACUUGCCUAAAUGCUGAUAUUCACCUCUUUGUAAGUAUUGAGCUGUUGUAGUAAUCACCACAGUAUUUCAGUGUGUUUAUGACACUACAGCCAACUGUUGCUGCGGGCCACCAAGUCUGAGCAGUGCCCAAACUGCCAGACCCACUGCCGUUUGUCUCUACAAAUAUGUCGUCAUUUCUUUUUAUUGAUGUAGCCCUGUGUUUGCUAUGUGAGGCAGCCAUGACUGUUAUCUAUUGGUUGUAGUCUGUCUACAGUAGCACAUAAUUAUUAAGUUAGACUGACCGAGACUCUGCAGUGCACUUUAAUGAACUCUUUUUUAUAUAUAUUUCAGUCUCUCCAUAUAGCAUAUACUCUGUGUCCAUUGUUUAACAUAUAUAGAGAUAUUUAAAAAGCUGAAGCCGAACAGAUACCUCUUUAAGGUAAAAUGAUGACCAAAUGGCUUAUGAUUGUUAGAAGGAUCAUUAAAAACAACAUACCUGCAUCCCCAGAUAUAUAAUAAGUGUGUGUUAUAUGUGUUUGUAAAUGUAAAAUGUCUGAUGAUGUCUACUGUAAUUAUUUGUGUUAUUGUUUUGGUGUUUCGUCUUUUGUCCAACUCUGUAAUUAUAAUAAUGACUCUAAUGAAUAUGAAACUGAGCGGAGUGACCUCCUAGUGUAAGCUUGAACAGUAAACAGUAAAUAGGGAUGUGGCUGAUCUGAUUACACAGGGAAGCAAAAAAAAAAUAGUUCAGUAAAUGUAAAUUACACUUGGACGCCUUUUAUGUCGAAUGUUAAAUCUCUAAAGUGAUGGAGAGCACUGUCCACUUGGUUUGCAGUUUUAUGUUCCGUGUGUGUCAACGUGAAACUCUUCCUUGUAGCCUGUGUGUACUU